GCCAUUUUGAGCAGAACAGGCAACGGGCACCUUGUUCCGGCGCACUCUUAAAUAAUCAAAAACUAUUUAGUUAAAACUUCUCAGGAAUAAUGAAUAGCAUUGGCAAGGACUGUGACGAACUGAAGAAGCAGUACGACGCCUGCUUCAACAGCUGGUUCUCGGAGCAGUUCCUCAAGGGCCGGACGGAUGACUCGGCAUGCGCGCCAAUCUUCCGGGUUUAUCAAGAGUGCGUCAAGCGCGCCAUGCUGGAGCAGAAGAUAGACCUCAGCAAGAUCGGGGCGGAGUACAGCACGCGGUCGGAGUACGAGGGCGCCGGGAGCAGUGCUGCCGGUGGCAAGCAGCAGGGCAGCAAGAGUUGACCCGUAACACCGGUCGGAGAUACUAGUGGCCUCCCCACCGGCCCCGAGGAGCGCCGGCACAAGCGAGGGGGAACGGCCUAGGAUGGAUACUUGCCACUUGCCCGUACCAGAUGCAGCUUUUGUUACGUUCUAUGAUUCCUAAUCAAUAACCCUAGACCUUAUAUAAAUUUGGUAGUGAAUGUGCGGUAGUUAUCCAUUAAGUUCAAGCUCAUAAACUGUUAGAUUGCAAUAAAAUUUGUUGUAUAUAGUGUA
Messenger RNA from Drosophila kikkawai, 611 nucleotides. RefSeq names its product TP53-regulated inhibitor of apoptosis 1-B-like. Gene Ontology annotation, cellular component: mitochondrial intermembrane space; cytosol; nucleus. Gene Ontology annotation, biological process: phospholipid translocation. NCBI's taxonomy places the organism in Eukaryota, Metazoa, Arthropoda, Insecta, Diptera, Drosophilidae. The record is from RefSeq and is a predicted model, not a curated record. Gene Ontology annotation, molecular function: phosphatidic acid transfer activity.